AUGGAAUCAGAGGAACAGAAGUUUCCUAAAAUUAUUAGACUUAAUGUAGGAGGAAUUACUUUUACCACCUCAAAAGACACGCUGCUUUCAGAUGAAAACUCAAUGCUGGCUCUUAUGUUUAGUGGGAAGUAUAACGUAGAGAAAGAUGAUGAUGGAAGAUACUUUAUUGACAGAGACGGGACCCAUUUCAGAUAUAUCCUCAACUUCUUAAGAGAUGGUAGCACCUAUAUCCCAUAUACGAAUAAACAGUUGGUAGAUGAACUAUAUGAAGAGGUAAAAUUCUACCAAAUCCAAGAACUUCUAAUGAGGCUUGAAGAAGAGCGGAACCAGAAUUUGGCUUGUAGCCAAAUUGAUUACAUAAAACUUCUAGAGUUACUAAAUCUAUCAUCGAAACCAUUGCAAGCUCCUUGAAUCAAGCUCUCCAAAAUGCAGUUGUCUUACCUUGAUUUCUCCAAAUGAAACCUUAUGGGGAGCGACCUCAGCGAGGUUACUGGAAUUGAAGUUAAUUUCAGACAUUCGAAGCUCUCCGGCUGAGUAUUUAAAGAAGCCAACUUGAAAGGUUGAAAUAUGAGAGAAGUCUUAGCAGAAAAAUGCAACUUUCAAUCAGCAAUUCUAAGCGGAGCAGACAUGAGAAAUGCUCUGUUCAAAGAAUGUGAUUUCACUUCUGCAAAAAUGUCUGGCGUAGAUCUGAGAGAAAGUGUUUUGGAUAACUCGGUCUUCAUAGAAGCUAACCUCAUUGUAGGAAAUUUAGAAAGAGCCUCUCUUUAUGGAUGAGAAAUUACAGGUGCAAACCUUGAUAGAGCAAGCCUGAAAGGUAUUAAAGGUUUAGAUCCGAGUAUGGUAAAUAGCUAA
Messenger RNA from Moneuplotes crassus, 852 nucleotides. Lineage: Eukaryota; Ciliophora; Spirotrichea; Euplotida; Euplotidae. The record is from the annotation of a GenBank genome assembly.